Molecule: messenger RNA, 381 nt
Organism: Mucor velutinosus
Lineage: Eukaryota; Fungi; Mucoromycota; Mucoromycetes; Mucorales; Mucoraceae
Gene: SPE3
Product: putrescine aminopropyltransferase
Exons: 1
Coding region: 1-381 (126 amino acids)
Source: RefSeq, a predicted model, not a curated record
AUGCGUGCCUCUAUUGCCCUCUCCGCUGCUCUUGCCUUGGUUGCUUCUUCUGUAUCUGCUGCUCCUUCUCCCAGAGCCGCUACUGGCUGUAACCCUUCUUACAACGUCCCUUCUUCUACUCCUUGUUUCACUGCUUGUAAUGUUGCCGCUGGUCAAACUUGGGUCCCUGGAUGGACCAUGGAUAGCACCUCUCCCCUCUUCAUUGACUCUCUCUCCCUCAUGUGUACCAAGACUGGUCCCAACUACAUCAAGUUCAUGACAGCUGCUGGCACUUGCAUGGCCAAAUGUACUGGCGAUGACCCAGAAUUGUUCAACAAUGAAUUCGCUGGUGCCUGUGCUUGGUGGGCUGUACACAAGAAUGAUGCUUGCGCUUCUGCUUAA